AUGGCGGGAGCAGAAACCUCAAAGCAGGAUCGAACUUUUGUGAACUCUUUGAGAACUGCGGUCAGCGCGGGUGACGUCAAAACUGUCCGACGUUUGGUGAAAGGUGGCGUCGACGUCAACACACGUUACUGGUUUUAUGGCACACUUCUGCACGAAGCUGUCUUCUCUGGAUCAGCCGAUAUCAUUAGCCUGCUGAUACAAGCCAAAGUCGACGUCAAUGCCACAAACAAGGAUGGCCGCACUGCCCUUCACCUGGCAGCCAGGUCUGGCAACGAGGAAAUUUGUGCUCUGCUGCUGAAAUCUGGAGCAAAUACAAAUCUGCUGAGCUCAGACGGCCGCUCCUGUCUGCACGUGGCUGCGUGGAAGUGCAACAUUGGGAUUUGCAGUCAGCUAAUUGAAGCAGGCUGUCAUAUCAACCAGAGGGAUGCGGAUGGCUGGACGCCCCUGUUCUGGGCGGUAAAGUCUGGCUCCAUGGUGCUGACUCGUCUUCUGGUGGAGAAUGGAGCCCGUCUUGAUGUUGAGGAUAAUAAAAGACUUGAUCCUCUCAUAACUGCUCUGAUCUCCAAAAACAAAUCCAUGGUGUCCUAUUUACUGAGAGAAGGAGCAGAUCAGCGCAGACCUUCACAGAAUUCCAUUGACAGAAAACGAAUGCUGGACUUCAUCCGCCAGUCAGACAUCAAGGACAAACACCUCAUUCGUCUGUUGUUACAAAGAGCAGGGCUCUCAAUUUUUACGAAAGGCGACGGUCGUCUGACAUUUGAUGAGGAAUUAAUCAAUUAUCGAGUUUCGACCUUACAAACUUUUUGUAGAUCUGUGAUACGAGGAAAGCUGUGUACAGUUCGUCGUGGGUGUAGUAUCACGUCAUCGAUCCUACAGCUGCCUCUGCCAGGACAUGUCAAGGACUUUGUGAGACUCAGUGAGCUACUGGAGGACAGAUGAAAGUGUUGUUCAUACUUAAUACUGUAUUACGUCAUUGAUCCUACAGUUCCCUCUG
Liolophura sinensis is the source of this 994-nucleotide messenger RNA. RefSeq names its product putative ankyrin repeat protein RF_0381. The record is from RefSeq and is a predicted model, not a curated record. The transcript is spliced from 7 exons. Gene Ontology annotation, molecular function: protein binding. Lineage: Eukaryota; Metazoa; Mollusca; Polyplacophora; Chitonida; Chitonidae. The coding region runs from base 1 to 939 and encodes 312 amino acids.